AUGUGCUGCAUGGCCAAUAAGAGAAAAUCUCGAGUGCUCCCAUAAGUAGACAGAAAGUCUGUAUUCAUUAACAACAAAAUGAUUUCCAAAACCCUUACAACGCAAUUUAUGCAGGAAAAUGAAUAUGUUUAAGAAUAAGAAUCUAUAAAUAUAUUGAGAACAUUAAGAUUAAAAUAAAAAGACACUAUACAAUUAGAAAAUUUAUCAUUUCAAACAAGCAACAAGCUUAUCAUUGAAAAUAAUCAACAAUAAGCAUCAAACUUGAGUAAUAACAAGGAUGUCAUUCGUUUUGAAUAAAUUGAGGGGAAAAAUAAACAGAAAUAUAGGAUCAGGUCUAAUACAUGGACUUUUAAAAAUGAUUAAGUUAGUUAUGAGAGUUCCCCUCAUUAAUAGACUGAUUAAGAAGAUGCCAAUUUUGAGGACAACUCUUAAAGUUUCAAAAGUUCCUUUAGAAAGUAGUAUAGUAGUCACCGUUCUCAUAAUCCAAUACGAAACGGAGAUGCAUCUUUUAACAGCUCAAUUCAAAGCUAUACAGAUUCUCAAAAUAGUUCAAUUCAGAAUGAAAGUAGUAGUCUGAUAAUAUAAAAGUUUGAACUUGAGGGAGCUUAAGAUCUUAUAAAUUUAGGCAAGAACUAGAGUAACAUAGAUGAAUAAGAUGAAACUUCUCUUUUAUCUCUUGAAAUUAUUUCAAAUUUAAACACUGAUGACUUCUCAGUUAAUGACUCAUUUGAAAGAGAGUAAAGAUCCCAUAAAUAUCAGAGUAUGAAUACUGUAAUAAAUAGAUAUAGCAACAUUAUCGCUAAUUUGUAUUAAGAGAAUGGCAAAAAAUAUUCUCAUCAAACUGAUUUUUUGUCCUAAAAAUUAAUUGAUUUAACCCUUUCUCAUUUUCAAAACAUGGACAAGUAAAAACGAAAUACUAAAAGAUUAGAGGAUUAGAUAAAAUCCAUUAAUAUUGUUAAACAUAAUAAAACUAAUGAUGAAAUCGAACAUUGUAAAAUGAAUUUCGGGCCUAAAAUAAAUACCAACUAAGGUGAAUUGAUGGCCAUUAAAGUAAAAUAACGACGAGAGGAUAUUGUAUAGAGUCCUAUAUAAAGGAAGCUUUUGGUUCAUUAAAAUCUAAACUAUUGA
Stylonychia lemnae is the source of this 1128-nucleotide messenger RNA. NCBI's taxonomy places the organism in Eukaryota, Ciliophora, Spirotrichea, Sporadotrichida, Oxytrichidae. The record is from the annotation of a GenBank genome assembly.